GAUUUUGGAAAAAGUUUAGAAUUUGUGAAUUUGAUUUGGAUUGACGCUAUCGUGAUACGAACUCUCUUGUUCUGAAUCCCUCAACUCAUAUCAUUCAAUCAAUCAAUCAAGCUCAGCUAUCAUCCAACCAGGGACUUAAGUAACACAGGAUAGGUUGUACUAAUCUGUUACAGCAAUAGCCUUAUGUUCCAUCCCACAAUUUAGCCAAUCCACACACCAAAAUAUUCUGUCACCAAAAAUUAUGCUGCCAAAUUUUGUCUCAACUUCAAAUUCAUAAACUAAAAAAAGACAACAACAACGACAACAUUCAUUCUAUCUAUCUAUCAAUCAAUCAAAGUUAUCGAAUCAAAUCAAUCCAUUCAUUCGUCCUGUCAUCAUAAAUGGCCAGCGGCAAUAAUAUUGAGAAACCAAAACCAUUAAAGGUGUUUGGUAGAACUCAUUACGCCUGUACAAGAUGUAAAUUAUCUAAAAUAAAAUGUUCUGGUGAAAAACCAGCUUGUUCUAAUUGUAAAAGUAUCAAUAAACCUGAUGCCUGUAUUUACCCUACUAAAGAUAGAAAAAUAGUCAUCAUGGAAAGUGAUCUAAAUAAACUUCAUGAUCGAGUAGAAUACCUUGAAUUAUUACUUAAACAACAAGAUCAACAACAACAACAACAACAACAACAACAAAAUCAACCUCAUCAACGUAUACCUCAACCACAACUUUUACAUUUUUCCAAUCAAUAUGCCCUUCAUUCAUCAAGUCUAUCAUCAGGCUCCAGUUCAACCGCUUCAACCCGUACUUUACCAUCUUUAACUGCCUCUACAUCCGCCUCGGCUACCAAUUCUUCAUUUCCAUCAAAUACAUUCACAAAUGAUAUAAUAUCGAAUAAUGUUAUCUUUGAAGAUUUCUAUUCUCAAUUAAAUUCAAAGAAUGAUUCUUUAAAAUUGGAUCUAAUCAAACUUUGUUAUCAAAGAUUACCUGAAAAGGCUCUUGCUUUAAAGUUUGUCAACCGCGUAUAUACUUCAUAUUCAACUGAAUUCUAUCUUAUCGAUAUAGUUGAAGUUCAUGAUAUAAUCGAUCGGGUUUAUGCGGUGUUGGCCCUGUUUAAUGCAUCUCAAACUACUAUCCCAUUUGAUUCUCAUACUCAUAUAUGUCAAUUAUCAUUAUGUUAUAUAUUUAUAAUAUUUGCCUUCGGUGAACAAUUAUUAUCAGUUAGUAAUCCAUCCACUAAUUCAUUAGAAAGUUAUCCUGGAAUUCAAUAUUAUUUAUUAUCUGAACAUCUUUUCCCAUUAACACGAGAAAGUGUUGAAUUUAAAUUCAUUCAAACCGCUUUAUUAUUAGGAUUUUAUACCGCCAAUUUAAAUCGUUAUAAUACAGUUUACAACUAUUUAGGAGUGGCAGCUAGAUCCGCAGUAUCUCAAGGAUUUCAUCGUCAGUCAUUAAAUAAAUCAACUGAUCCUGUCUUUGCAGAAAAAGCCAAAAGAUUAUGGUGGUCCGUAUUCGUAAUCGAUACAACUUGGGCUACUAAAACUGUUCAUUUCCAAUAUACUGAUACUGAUGUAGAUUUGCCAACGGAGAAUUAUCUUGAUUUAAAUGAUAAUUUUAAUAGUAACAUCUUAGAAGUGAAUGUUCAUUUAACUAAAUAUGUGGCUAAGUUUGUUCGAUUAAUCUAUGGACCAAAUAUUAGAACUUUUUCAAUCAAUUAUAUUAAUACUAGUCAAUUCAAUCAAAAAUUAUUAUUAAAAAACAUUAUUAACUCAUCCAAUGAUUUAAUUAAGAACUUUGAAAAUACUUUAUUAUCCCAAUUUUCCAAUAUAAAUAUUAUCACUGAUGAUGGCAAUCGUAAUUUAACUAAUCUUUUCUUAAGAUAUCAUCAAUUAAUCAUAUUGAUAACCAAGCCAUUAUUAUCAUUAAUAUUCGAUCCAUUGUUUAAUUUCUCAACUUCAAGUGAUAAUUUAAGCUCUAAUGAUGUGAAUUCCGCUAUUUCAAAGGGAUUACUCACUAGUUGUGGUACCAUAGAUCUUAUUUCUCAUUUAUACUUGAAUAAUAGAUUGUUCAUGCUUGGUUAUUGGGAUAGUCAACAUUUAUUAUCAGCUUUGAUAUUUUUAAUCAUAAUUUCUUGUAUCAAUAAUUCAGCUUCUAAUGAAAAGAUUCCUCAACCCCAAUUCAUCCAAAUUAAUAAAGCCACUUCAUUAUUAAAAUUCAUGGCUGAUAGAGGAAAUAUUAAUGCUCGUACUUGUUUUGAUAAAGUUGUUCAAAUUAAUAAUUUAUUAAUUAAUAGUUCACCAUAUAUAAAUUUCCAAUUAAAUUUAUCAAUUACGGUGGAUGAUAUUCCAUUGAACAAUCCUAAUGAUAAUAAUGCUUACAAUCCGUUGGUUACAUCACCUUUGAAUUCAAGUAGAAAGACAAUAGAAGAUAUUAAUCAUUCAUCCCUGUUUAAUUAUUUACCCCCUACAUCACCACAAGCAACAUCAUCAACCACCUCAUCUCAAUCACCUCAACAUCAACAGAGUUUACCUUCCGUUCCUGAAUCUUUGAAAGGAGCUCUCUUUAAACUCAUCAAUGAAAUUCAAAGCUGGAACUAAGGAACACUCGUAUAUUUUUAUCAUGGUUGCAAAAAAGAACAGAAACACAAAAAAACUUAAAAACAAAGAUCCUGUAUUAUACAUAUAUACAUAAGAUAUAUGAUUAUCUUAUUUAUUUAUUAGUUUACGAUAGUUUAUAUUAUGUAAUUUAUUAAUCAACGGC
This is a messenger RNA of Scheffersomyces coipomensis, 2730 nucleotides long. RefSeq names its product Zn(II)2Cys6 transcription factor. Bases 381 to 2567 code for a protein of 728 amino acids. The record is from RefSeq and is a predicted model, not a curated record. The transcript has a single exon. Gene Ontology annotation, cellular component: nucleus. Lineage: Eukaryota; Fungi; Ascomycota; Pichiomycetes; Serinales; Debaryomycetaceae. Gene Ontology annotation, molecular function: DNA-binding transcription factor activity, RNA polymerase II-specific; zinc ion binding; sequence-specific DNA binding. Gene Ontology annotation, biological process: positive regulation of transcription by RNA polymerase II; DNA-templated transcription.